GGCGGCGCGGCGGCGAUGCAGAUGGCGGCGACAACCACGGACUCGCAGCUCGCCGUACCGCUCCACCACCCCCACCCGCACCCGCACGCGCAUCCGCACCCACCUCCGCAGCACGCGCACCCGCACCACCACAUGCCGCAGCCGCGGUGGGUCGUCAUCCCCUACCCGCCGCCGUCCAUGGUGGGCGCCCCGCCGCCACCGCCGCCGCAGUUCGCCAAGCACUACCCGGCGGGGCCGCCGCCGCCGCCCCCCGCGGCCGCCGGGCGGCGCACGCCGACACCACCCGCCGCCGGAUCCGGCGGGAACGGCUGCGAGGACAACAAGACGAUCUGGGUCGGCGACCUCCAGUACUGGAUGGACGAGAACUACCUCCACAACUGCUUCGGCCCCAGCGGCGAGGUGGUAACCAUAAAAGUUAUCCGCAAUAGGCAAACUGGGCAGUCGGAGGGAUAUGGUUUUGUAGAGUUCUUUUCCCAUGCAUCUGCAGACAAAGCUCUUCAGAAUUUUACUGGGCACGUGAUGCCUAACACCGAUCGAGCCUUCAAGUUAAACUGGGCAUCAUAUAGCAUGGGUGAAAAGCGAUCCGAAGUUGUCUCUGAUCACUCGAUAUUUGUUGGUGAUUUAGCUGCUGAUGUUACUGAUGAAAUGUUGAUGGAGCUUUUUGCUGGCAAGUACCGCUCCGUCAAAGGAGCUAAAGUUAUUAUUGAUGCAAACACAGGACGUUCUAGGGGCUAUGGAUUUGUUAGAUUCGCAGAUGAUAAUGACAAAUCUCAUGCAAUGACUGAAAUGAAUGGUAUAUAUUGCUCUACUAGGCCGAUCCGGAUAGGACCUGCAACGCCUAGAAGAACUGGUGAUUCUGGUUCCUCAACACCUGGGCAUUCAGACGGUGAUUCUACUAACAGAACGGUUUAUGUUGGUGGGCUCGACCCAAAUGUUAGUGAAGAUGAACUGAGGAAAGCAUUUGCCAAAUAUGGCGAUGUUGCCUCUGUUAAAAUUCCUCUUGGGAAGCAAUGUGGCUUUGUUCAGUAUGUCAACAGAACCGAUGCGGAAGAAGCACUGCAAGGAUUGAAUGGUUCUGUCAUUGGAAAGCAGGCAGUUCGCCUUUCAUGGGGCCGCAGCCCAUCCCACAAACAGUCAAGGGGUGAUUCCGGUAACAGGAGGAACAUGUACUAUGGCUCGCCGUUCUACGGUGGAUAUGGCUACGCCUCCCCCAUCCCGCACCCGAACAUGUACGCCCCAGCAUAUGGAGCAUACCCCUUCUAUGGUAAUCAGCAGCUAGUUAGCUAGAGAGAGAGAGAUAGGUUCCACUCCCUCCAAUGGGAAACAAGGUUUUGGUCUGAUGAGAGCAUAGCAAGGUAAGAGAGAGAAGAGAGAGAGAGAGAGAGAGAGAAAGACAGAAAGUGAGAGAGAGGGAGGUUAUAGGUCGUCCUAAAAGUGGGUGAGACAGGUGAAAGUGAAAAAAAGAGUGGUGUCUGUAUUCUGUAGUGUCUGUUGUGUGUAUGUGUCGCAAGAUCUAGUGCUCUAGGCUUGUAGACGCUGAGAGUCAUGGAUGGUGAUUCUUUCAAGAAAUUUUGACUUGCUAAUAAGUGAAACCACUGUUUGUGCCGCA
Messenger RNA from Lolium rigidum, 1609 nucleotides. Its product is annotated as polyadenylate-binding protein RBP47-like. The transcript has 6 exons. Gene Ontology annotation, molecular function: mRNA binding. Lineage: Eukaryota; Viridiplantae; Streptophyta; Magnoliopsida; Poales; Poaceae. Gene Ontology annotation, cellular component: cytosol. The record is from RefSeq and is a predicted model, not a curated record. The coding region runs from base 16 to 1287 and encodes 423 amino acids.